AGGGUCUGAGCUGUGCUGACCACGUCCCCUGUCCCCGCAGAGUGGAGGCCUGCGGUGAUGCUGGCGGCCAUCGACUGUGCUGAUGAGGCCAACCAGCAAGUGUGCAACGAUUUUGGGAUAACUGGCUUCCCCACGCUGAAGUUCUUCAGAGCUUUUAGCAAGAAGGCGGAGGAUGCAAUAAGGAUUACUAAUCCCAGUGCCACCGUCGAGGACCUGCGCCAUGCCAUCAUCACCAACCUGGAGCAGAGCCAGGAUGCCUGGCCACCUGCCUGUCCUCCACUGGAGCCAGCAAGUGCGGAGGAGGUUCGCACCUUCUUCCAGAGGAACAAGGAUCAGUACCUGGCGCUGAUCUUUGAGAAGAACGACUCCUUUGUGGGCAGAGAGGUGGCGCUGGACAUGCUGCAGUACGAGAACGUGGCGGUGAGGAGGGUGCUGAGCAGUGAGGAGGAGCUCGUGGAGAAGUUUGGUGUCACCACCUUCCCUUCUGGCUACCUGCUCCUCCGCAACGGCUCCUUCUCCCGCCUGCCCGUACACAUGGAGGCACGUUCCUUCUACACCUACUACCUGCGCACACUCUCGGGCAUCACCCGCGGCUCCUACAAGCUGAAUGCAACAGUCGACGCUUCCAACGAGACCAACACGUCCCAGCCGAAGCGAGCUGACCGCUCCAAGGUGUACAUGGCUGACCUGGAGUCCACGCUGCACUACUCGCUGCGGGUGGAGGCUGCCCGCGCAGCCACGCUGUCAGGAGCCCAGCUGGCCGCCUUCAAGUGCUAUGUGGCCACCCUGGUGAAGUACUUCCCCGGGCGCCCCUGUGUGCAGACCUACCUGCAGAACCUGGACAGCUGGCUGAGGAACUGGACGGAGCCUGAGCUGCCCCGCAGCGCCUUGAAGGAGGCCAUGAAGAAUAACAGAGAUGCCUCUCACCCCGCUGUGCUCCCCACCAACGUGACUUGGGUGGGCUGCCAGGGCAGCGAACCCCACUUCCGCGGGUACCCCUGCGGGCUCUGGACCAUCUUCCACCUGCUGACCAUCCAGGCUGCCCAGAGCGGCCCUGACAAAGAGCUGCCACUGGAGGUGCUGAGCACCAUGCGCUGCUACGUCCGCCACUUCUUCGGCUGCCAGGAGUGUGCCCAGCACUUCGAGGCCAUGGCAGCUGAGUCCAUGGACCGGGUGACAGGCCGGGAGGAGGCCGUCCUCUGGCUCUGGUCCCACCACAACGAGGUCAACGCUCGCCUGGCGGGAGGUGACACAGAGGACCCCAAUUUCCCCAAGCUGCAGUGGCCUCCGCCAGACAUGUGUCCCCAGUGCCACAGGGAGGAGCGGGGGGUGCACGCGUGGGACCAGCUGACUGUACUCACCUUCCUCAAGGCACAUUUCUCCCCGGCCAACAUCUACCUGGACUUUGCCGAGGUUGACCCCAUCCCUGUGGCCAGGGAAGGGACAGGCACCAGGCUGGGCACUGAGGGCCCACGAGUGGAGAGGGAGAAGAAGGAGGAAGAGGAGGAAAAGGAGACGGAGAGUGAGAUGAGAGCUCCGGGGCGACCAAGCUCCCCCGAGCCACGGCGCCCCAGCAUUGUGAGGCUGAACCCCAAGCUGCGGGAGGUGGGCGAGGACAUCGUGGACCUGGACUCCUUCAGUGAGCAGCACUUCAAGAGCCAAGCGCUGCGAGUGGUGGCCGGCCGGCGACGGCGACUCAGCAAGCGAGACACCAUCGCCCUGGACCGGGCUGCUGGGGUGGGCCGGGAGCACCGGCUGGCUCCCGCUGUCCUGGUCCAGGAGAAAGAGGAGGAGGCCAGGGAGGGCAUGCGGAGGAGCCCCUGGCUACGAGUGCUGGGCUUGGGCUUCUCCCGCCUGGACAUCAGCCUCUGCAUCGCCCUCUAUUUCCUCUCUUCCAUGUGCCUCCUGGGCAUGUACACCUUCUUCCGCCUCCGCACUCGUGCCCGGAAAGGCCGUCCUGGCUUCCCCAUGGCCUAAGAGCGGCUGUGGGGGCCGGGGGCUUCCCCCAGGGUGGGUGGGCUGCUGAGCCAGGCAAAACGCCUGGAACAGCGUUUUGUUUCCCAGUGCAAAGGGGUUUGGUGCGUCCCCACCAGGGGCUGCCCCGCUUACAGCAGUUGCCUCACCCAGGGUGAGGGAUGGAGGGUAGAGGGCUGGUUUUGGGGGGAAGGAGGUGUCGGACCAUCCCCCUCUCAGGUUGUGGUGUCACAUUUUUGGAUGCCGACAGCGGUUUGUGUCUCGGUGCCCGUGGGAGUUCCGUGGUGCUAGGCUGGUUUCAAACUGGGAAGCCCAGCCCCAUGCUGGGGAGCAGCCCUUUGGGAUCAAACCACUAGUGGGGCCAGAAGGGUGGGGGAUUAGCCCCCCAAAAGCAGGCACUGCUGAGUGGGGGGGUGGCAGUUGUGGGUUCAGCUGCAUUUUAUGUAUGUCCCCUUUUGAGAUGUCAACCAGGGCCCCCCCACCUUUCCUUGCCCCCUCUCUGUGCUCUUCCUCGUUCUCUGCUUGUCUUAGUGGAAUAAAUUAUUUUUGCCGAUGCCAGCCCCGCUGCGUUGGCUGGUCCCUGCCAUGCCCUUGCCCUGCCACACUGGGGCAGCUCUCCCCCUCCCUGCCAUUCCCCCACCAUAGGCUGUCUCUGCUCCGGCCUCCCACAUCACCCCCAGGAAGAGCACUGGCUUGGUUUAAAUCUUCUAAAUAUUUUAAAUUAUUAUUGUACAUUUUCUCCUGCUUCUUUCUUCUGGAUGCACCUGUGGCCAGCUGCCCCCCAUACAGCCAGUGUGUCCUUGUGGAUGGGAUGGCUUGGGGUUUGUCCUCAAGCAGGGUGAUGGGGAGGGAGCUGGGCGGGGGGACCACAAAGCUGCUGAAAAAAGUUGACAUGAGCCGUGGUGCUGCAGUUCAGUGGGGGCUGUGGCCCUGGUCCAGAGCAGGGAGACAGGCGUGAGCAUCCCCCCUUGGGGCCUGGGACUUCCUCAGGCACGGGCCCCCUGCACCUGUCCCCAGUUCUGUCUGCCCUUUUAUCCUUGUUAGGAAUCAUUAAGGAAAAUGGUUGUUUUCCAGAGCCAAGGCCGGGGCCAUCUGCUCUCCUGGCGCUGCCUAAAUCCCCCUGUAACAAAUUCAUUGGGAUUACGCUGCCCUCCCCUAAUCCCAGGCCUUCCCCCACACACGGGGGAUUUAAAAGGAUUAGAGCCCGGCCGAUAAUAAACUUUAUUAAGGGGGAGGGGGGGUGUCAAUCCGAUUUGGAGCCUUUUUCUUGAUAUCUUCACUUUGCCCAGGUGGGAGGCAAGGACUGGUGGGAUGGGGAAGGAAGGUGGGCAGCUCUGCUGCUGCCCAGGCAGUGGGGGCUCUGGCUCCUCCAGUCCUUCCUCUCUCACCUGACCCUGAAAUAAAUUUUCUUGCUCCAUC
Molecule: messenger RNA, 3393 nt
Organism: Athene cunicularia (burrowing owl)
Lineage: Eukaryota; Metazoa; Chordata; Aves; Strigiformes; Strigidae
Gene: QSOX1
Product: quiescin sulfhydryl oxidase 1
Exons: 11
Coding region: 58-1977 (639 amino acids)
Biological process (GO): protein folding
Cellular component (GO): Golgi membrane
Molecular function (GO): protein disulfide isomerase activity; flavin-dependent sulfhydryl oxidase activity
Source: RefSeq, a predicted model, not a curated record